AAAGCAGAAAGAUGAAAAAUGGCGGAUGUGAUGAACGUUGGGGUGAAUUUGGAAGCAUUUUCUCAAGCAAUAAGCGCAAUACAGGCGCUGCGUUCGAGCGUUACUCGAGUUUUCGACUCUUUGAAAGAUGGUAUGAAAAAUAAAGAAACGCUUGAAGGGCGGGAGAAAAAUUUUAUCUCUGAGUUUCAAGAAAAUCUGCAAGCGGUGAACAGAGACCUGAAUGAAUUGGAACGUCUCAGCAACCUGGUCGGCAGACCUUCAGAAAGCCACCCCCUUCAUAACAGUGGUCUGCUGAGUUUAGAUCCCGUCCAGGAUAAGACCCCUCUCUACAGCCAGUUGUUGCAGGCAUACAAGUGGUCCAAUAAGUUGCAGUACCAUGCUGGACUAGCAUCCAGCCUGCUGAACCAGCAGUCUCUCAAGCGCUCUGCUAAUCAAAUGGGCGCCUCUGCUAAGAGACGUCCCAAAGUCCAGCCAAGUGCCCUGGCUUUGCCCCCACAGUAUGUAGAUGAUGUAAUAUCAAGGAUCUGCAGAAUGUUUCCUGACAUGACGAUUGAACUUUCCAGACCCAAUGGGACAUCAGCAGUACUUUUGGUCACGCUAGGAAAAGUGCUAAAAGCCAUACUGGUGAUGCGGAGCCUUUUUAUCGACCGGACUAUCGUCAGGGGGUUUAAUGAGAACGUCUAUUCUGAAGAUGGCAAGCUGGACAUCUGGUCAAAAUCAAAUUACCAGGUGUUUCAGAAGGUCACAGAUCAUGCCACCACAGCUCUGCUGCACUACCAACUCCCCCAGAUGCCAGAUGUAGUGGUACGCUCUUUUAUGACGUGGCUGAGGAGCUAUAUCAAGCUCUUCCAGACCCCAUGUCAGCGCUGUGGGAAGUUUCUGCAAGAUGGUUUGCCCCCAACCUGGAGGGACUUUCGUACGCUGGAGGCAUCGCAUGACACAUGCAGACAGUGACGGUCCCCAGCGUAUGCGAUGGGGAGGAACG
Scleropages formosus (Asian bonytongue) is the source of this 985-nucleotide messenger RNA. RefSeq names its product mediator complex subunit 27 (gene med27). The coding region runs from base 19 to 954 and encodes 311 amino acids. Gene Ontology annotation, cellular component: mediator complex. The transcript is spliced from 8 exons. The record is from RefSeq and is a predicted model, not a curated record. NCBI's taxonomy places the organism in Eukaryota, Metazoa, Chordata, Actinopteri, Osteoglossiformes, Osteoglossidae. Gene Ontology annotation, molecular function: transcription coactivator activity. Gene Ontology annotation, biological process: regulation of transcription by RNA polymerase II.